Ipomoea nil (Japanese morning glory) is the source of this 507-nucleotide messenger RNA. RefSeq lists its product as uncharacterized. The coding region runs from base 1 to 507 and encodes 168 amino acids. The transcript has 2 exons. NCBI's taxonomy places the organism in Eukaryota, Viridiplantae, Streptophyta, Magnoliopsida, Solanales, Convolvulaceae. The record is from RefSeq and is a predicted model, not a curated record.
AUGGGUGAUCUCUUGACUAGGGCUGGAAUGUCUGAUUGCAAGCCUUUGUCCACACCAGCUGCUCUCAGUCAACCAGUUAUAGCGUCCGCAGAACCGCAUGACAAUCCGACGCAAUAUCGACGACUAGUAGGGGCCCUACAGUACCUCACCAUUACACGGCCGGAUUUAUCUUAUGCUGCUCUACUUAAAAGGGUCUUGCGGUAUAUCAAGGGCACACUUGACUACGGUUUACGCCUUCAGGCAUCUCCUUCUACCGAGAUACAUGCUUUUUCAGACUCUGAUUGGGCCGGGUGCCAAGUCGACAGGAAGAGUACUAGUGGGUAUGCCGUCUACCUAGGGUCUAAUCUCAUUUCGUGGCUUUCCAGGAAGCAACGCACUGUGGUCCACUCCUCUACCGAGGCCGAGUACAAGGCGUUAGCCCGAUGUCUGAGCAGAAGUCACGUGGAUUGUCUCUUUGCUACAGGAACUCCGGCUUCAUUCUGGGCAACCAGCCACUCUCUGGUGUGA